This is a messenger RNA of Mobula hypostoma (lesser devil ray), 4772 nucleotides long. It is a transcript of the gene gpr19, whose product is annotated as G protein-coupled receptor 19. Gene Ontology annotation, molecular function: G protein-coupled receptor activity. The coding region runs from base 236 to 1468 and encodes 410 amino acids. The transcript has 2 exons. NCBI's taxonomy places the organism in Eukaryota, Metazoa, Chordata, Chondrichthyes, Myliobatiformes, Myliobatidae. The record is from RefSeq and is a predicted model, not a curated record. Gene Ontology annotation, cellular component: plasma membrane. Gene Ontology annotation, biological process: G protein-coupled receptor signaling pathway.
ACCCAGGAGUUUUUAAUACGGAUCUAGGAGUCUUUAAUAUGGAUGCGAUUUUCCUCGUUUAGUAGCAUCUUUGGCGGAAAUAGCAGAGAAAAGGUAUUCUGAUGAGUUUAGAACGAGACUGCUUCUUCAAAAGCAGAAGACAAUGCCCGCAAAUAAACAGAAACAGGAUUUUUAACAAUUCUAAAACUAUAUUGAAACAUCGUGGGGUCUUCAGUUUACCAGAUAAAACUUCAAUAUGGUAUUCGCUGGAAGAAAUCUUAAUAUGACAUCCUCAAGUACAAUUCCAACAGCUAAAACUUUGUGCAAUUUCAGUGAGAUAUUAAACUUAUCGUCUGGAGGUAGUGGAGGACAACUGAAUGGACAGGACCAGAGGGAAAUGAAUAAUACCACAUUUCAAGAACUUUCGACAGGGGAAAUUGUCACUGUCAGCUUCGUUUUUGGUGUGAUCUGGCUCAUUGCGUUGUUUGGGAACUCACUUGUCUGCCUUGUGAUCCACCGGAGCCGAAGGACGCAAUCAACAACUAAUUAUUUUGUGGUGUCUAUGGCUUCAGCAGAUUUGCUCAUCAGUGUGGCCAGCACUCCCUUCGUCCUUUUGCACUUUACAACAGGGAGAUGGUUGUUAGGAGAUGCCAUGUGCAAAUUGGUUAGGUACAUCCAGUAUCUCACUCCCGGAGUGCAGAUUUAUGUCCUUCUUUCCAUCUGCGUGGAUAGGUUUUAUACUAUUGUGUAUCCUUUGAGUUUCAAAGUGUCUAGGGAGAAAGCCAAGAAAAUGAUUGCAGCAUCCUGGAUUUUUGAUGCUGUAUUUGUAUCUCCAACUUUGUUUUUCUAUGGCACAGAAGGAGGUACCUGUAAUUUGUUCCUACCCCAAUCCUGGAGUGGUAUCAUCUAUGGUACUGUUCACUUUUUACUGGGAUUUCUAGUUCCAUCUGUCCUCAUCAUACUAUUUUACCAAAAAGUCAUAAAAUAUAUUUGGAGAAUAGGUACAGAUGGCAGGACUGUGAGGAGAACUAUGAACAUUGUACCAAGAACGAAGGUUAAAACAAUCAAGAUGUUUUUGAUGUUAAAUUGUAUGUUCUUGCUGUCUUGGUUUCCUUUUUAUGUGGUUCAAAUCUGGCAACCAGAUCAGCUGGAUUACACAGGAUGCUCAGCGGUCUUUCUGUCCAUCGCACUGGUGUCUUUUAGCUCCUCGGCAUCUAAACCCAGCCUCUACUCAAUUUUCAAUGCAAACUUCAGGCGAGGUAUGAAGGAGACUUUCUGCAUGUCGUCAAUGAAAUGUUACCGUAGCAAUGCAUACACCAUCACCACCAGCUCCAGGAUGGCAAAAAAGAAUUAUGUUGGCAUCACCGACAUUCCAGCACCCACCAAAACCAUUACUAAAGAUACAAUAUAUGAAACAUUUGACAGGGAAGCAAGAGAGAAAAAACUUGCAUGGCCUAUAAAUUCAAAUCCUCCAAAUACAUUUGUAUAAAGCACGGUUCGGGCUUCAUUUGUUGGCUUCACUGAGAUCAUGGAAUUCAGACAUUACAUUGGAAAAAAAAACAGAAAGGGCAUUUAAUCAACUGAAAAAUCAUUCCUUCAUAACUCUCCUAUGAAAGAAUAUUAAAAUAUUUAAUAUAUUUAUAGUGUUUAUAAAAGACCAUGUAUUUCAUACUAUCUCAUCCGCUUAAAAUAUACUUUACAGCAUCAAGAGCAAAUCAGAUGAUUCAGCCAUUAAAAAUGCUCUACAGAAUUUUUAAAUCUAGGGCAUCUCACUGAACUUCAUGUGUUUAAUAUAACUAAUACCAGAUGGUGUAGACACAUCCAAUUAAUAAAAAUGAAUCAUAUUUGCAUUUAUCUGUUCCUGGAUAUGCAUUAGAGUGUAAAUGUUAUUUUGCUUCAGAAUGUAGUGUUGGAAUACAUGAACUAAUAACCAGAGAAGCAAUAUUAAUUGUCAUCACAUUGAUGGUACUACUCAAAGUGUUUACUAAUAAUUAUUUUCAUUCAGCACCACUUAGAUUAGUAUCUUACGAUGUGACUGUUGUUUUAUUUGCUUCACAGAACUAUUGUCUAGUCACUAAAAUAUUUAUUUGCAUAACUUCUGGACUGCAUACAAAGAGGGCUUUAUAAUUGAGUAUGUAUUACCAUAUUAGGUUUUUGUCUUCUGUCAAAAUAAACUCAUUAUCAAGCUUAAAAGGAAUGACAUUUUAACAUCAAUCCAGGAUGUUCACAUUUAUUUUUAAUUACUACUUCGACAAUAAUUUCUGACCCAACAAAUAUAUAUGCUAUUAUUCUGCUACAAUUGGACUCAACGCCACAUCAGUUUAUAGUGCUUGGGUAUCAAUGACUUGUUGCUACUGGGACAAGCUAGAAUUCAGUUCCACAGAUUACAAUGUUUCCAUUCAAUGUAUUUCAGAAAAUGAGUCAAAAACGCACACAAAGAUUACACAUAUAAUUUAUGAUCAGGUGCAAAUUUCAUUAACGGCUAAAUGUGUUGCAGCGUUGGGUAAAAGUGGAUGGGUGGGCACAGACCAAAGAUAGGGCCUUACCUCAUGGGUUAACCAUGGAAUGGUGGUAUGAUGGGAAACAGUAAUUGGGUAAUUAGUUGAGGAGCCGUGCCUGGGUCAGGAAUUUGGGCCUUGGUUUCUAGAGGCUGAAAGCAAUCAAGGGAGUAGAUUGGUAACCAAUGUGUACCUUACUUAAGCCUAUCACCUCUACAAGGGCACCGGCCUUCUGUCCUGGGGCAGUCUUUCAGGUUGUCCCCAGGUGGAGCCCAUCUUUGAAGAUCCUUCCUCUCCCAGGGAUGAGGUCCUUGGAGCUCCUGUAGCUCUGUGUUCUCAUGUGGUGGGGCUGCUAGCCUAAUUUCCAACUCUCCUCCUUUCACAGCCCGAUUUGGGACUGUCCUUGUGGAGUUAAAAGUAUACCUUGCAGCAGUCCUAAUCCAGCAGAGAUUUUUCAAGACCCAGUUGUCCUAAGAGUGCUCACCAAUGAUCAUUCCUGGGACAGUCUAGAUUUUCCCCACAGUGAUUCAAAGGAAUUAUUUGUACACGCGAUGAAAAUGAAUCUGAAUAUAUGACUAAUUUAUGUUAUUCUGGCAGCUUAGUACAGCAAAUGCUUGUUAAACUCACCAUAAAGCUCAGCCAAUUGUUAAAAAGGAUUAACUACACUGUUAGCCUCGACCAGAAAGUUAUAGUUAAGGAAUCACAGUGGUUUAGUUGUUGCAUUCAGUUUAAAAGUGUGUAUUUUGUAGCUUUGAAUUUUUGCUGUCACUUCUCCAAUCUUCUUGUACUCUAUCGUACAUAGAUUUGUAGCUGUGAAAAUAUUGAGUCAACACUUUAAAUCUCUGCAGUCUUUUUCUUUGAAGGUAGUUCUGAUAUUGUCAAACUAAGCAUUCCAGGGACAUGACACUGCAGUGAAGGGACAGUGAUAUAUUUCCAAAUCAGAUGGUGCACAACUUGGGAAGGGAAUCUGCAGGUUGUAGUAUGUGGUUCUAUAGGCUAUCAUUGAAAUAGGGGCAUGUUACUGUAAGAAAAGCCUUGUCAUAUAAAUGCAGUACAUUGAGUCAUUUAGAGAGUCAGUGAAAACAGAGUAUUGUAUCCUACAUUGUGUGAAGCUCUUGGAACAGGGGCUGCCAACAUUUUUUAUUCUAUGGAUCAAUACCAUUAAACAAAAGGAGUCCUUGGAUCCCAGGUUAGGAACCCCUGUCCUAGAAAUUCAGGAAAUUAGAGGAUACUCCACUCCCUCUAUUCCUGUCUUCUAGAUAGUUAAAAGCCUUUAGGACUCGAGUGGUGACUCUUGCUUUUAUGACCAUAGUUUUUCUAUGGCUAGUUCUGUUGAGCUUCUGGUCAAUGAGAACAGCUCCCUGAAUUCCACAAGAUGUUUAAGGCAGAUACUUUUGGACAGCAAUGGUGUUAAAUAUCAAUGCUGAUUGGUUACAGUUUCGUUAAGGAUGUUAUUACCUGCCAAUCAUUGUUCAGAUAUUACUUGUUGCCCAUAAAUCCAUGAUUGAAUAUUAACCAGGGAAUGCUUCGUCCAAUCAUGAGCCGUUUGAGUUACAAAUGAAAUUGAACAUCGUUGGCUGAUGAAAACAGUGAACAUUUGCAUUUCAGACCUCGUAAGGCAAGAUUACUGAAGCAGCAGUUGAAGAUGGUUGGGUCUAAGAUCUCCUUCCCCUCCCCCUCCUCCCCGAGGAGCCUUUGCAUCAACCCUUGGACUGAGGUGAUGUUAAACAACCACAUCUUUGUGCAAGUUAAUACUCCAGUCAGUACACAACUUUCUCCUUCAGAUCAAAUUAAUCCAAUUACUAAUUCAGUCUCUUGCCCAAUCCUUUAAUCUCCCUGGUUAAAGGGAUUCUCUUUGAUUCACUGCCUUGACAGAUUAUCUUCAGUGAAUUACCAGAAUAAAUUUUAAAACAUAACUAAACAAAGUUAACAGCAAACUAUAGGUUGUUAAAUAUUAAAUCAAAGUUAAUGACUGGAUCAUUAUCGUACUGGUAACAUGUAUUGAAUAGAGUGAAAGUUAACAUACUGUUGUGAUUGGAAAACCUAUUAAUGAACUGGAAGUUCUGCACACUACAGUCAACACUGUGAUCUAUAAUGUUGGAAGAAAAGAGGAAAUGUUCCUAGCAAAUAUUUUUAUGUGUAGUCAUUCCAGAUCAUAUAUCUGUCUUUCAUUUUGUCUUAUCAUUUGCAACAGUACCAGAUUGUACAAACCCCAUUUCCAGAAAAGUUAGGAUAUUUUCCAAAAUGCAAUAAAAACAAAAAUCUGUGAUAUGUUAAUUCACGUGAACCUUUAUU